AUGCUUAACCUUAUAAAGAUUCGACUACAGCUUUCCAAUGAUCCGUUCAAGGUUGUCAUAUCCAACAUUGUAAGUAAUGCUAGGAAACUGUUCCAGCAGAACCCCCGACAUAAGUACUUUGCACUCCAGUUUAUAGAGUCCAUCUACCGAGGCAUUGGUCCUAAUCUUCUAGGGAACAUGUGUGCUUGGUCGCUUUAUUUCACCUUCUACAACGAAUACAAACGGUUGUUGGGCGCAGCUACCGGUGAAACCAAGCACCCAAUGACUUACUUUGCAUCUUCCACAUUGGCUGGUUUGAGUACCGGAGUAGUGACCAACCCUAUCUGGGUUACCAAGGUUCGACUUUUGGCGAGUUCCAAGCUGAGUCCCAACGCAUACCGUAACAUGUGGCAUUGCUUAUAUUCCAUGUAUCUUAACGAAGGGAUAUUACUGUUUUGGAAAGGAGGGUUAGCUGGAACGUUUCUGAUCUUCCAAGGUGCCUUUCAGAUAACUCUAUAUGAUAAAUUAAAGGAUUCAUUCCACAGGGAUAAGUUGUCUACCACUGAAUAUAUUUAUUGUUCGCUGACUUCUAAAGUUGUCAGCAUGCUAUUGACGUAUCCUGGUCAGGUUGUGAGAGCUCAGCUUCAGAAUAGUAUAGUUAAGCUCAAGAUCUCUCAGGUCAUCUCCAAUAUAUAUAAGGAACAAGGGUUGAAGGGUUUUUUUAGAGGCGUAGGAACAAACCUGUUAAGAGUAGUUCCUGCAACCGUGACAACAUUUCUUAUAUAUGAGAAGGUCAAAGAUCAUCUUCAACCGUAG
This is a messenger RNA of Lizanozyma spartinae, 795 nucleotides long. RefSeq names its product flavin adenine dinucleotide transporter. Gene Ontology annotation, cellular component: mitochondrion. Gene Ontology annotation, biological process: nucleotide transport; folate import into mitochondrion. The transcript is spliced from 2 exons. Bases 1 to 795 code for a protein of 264 amino acids. The record is from RefSeq and is a predicted model, not a curated record. Lineage: Eukaryota; Fungi; Ascomycota; Pichiomycetes; Serinales; Debaryomycetaceae. Gene Ontology annotation, molecular function: folic acid transmembrane transporter activity; FAD transmembrane transporter activity.